CCCUAAUUUCCUCGUUUCCGUUAACCCUCCGCCAUACCAGAGUGACGUCACCAAUGGCUUUCUCUGCGGUUUUCUCAGCGCCCAUGACCUUUGGUUUCAUUAAUACUGCCAAGCUCAACCCGAGCUCCAACCUACCUCCUUCCAUGGCGUUUCUUUCUUCAAAAUCGUCGUUUUCCCAUAUUGGCCUUUCUCUCCCAUCCUCCAACUUCUCCGCGCCCCUUCUCAACUCCAAACUCUCCGCCAAGAUAUACUCCCGAGCUGCCACCGACAAGUCUAUUCAUGAUUUCACUGUCAAGGACAUUGAUGGGAAAGAUGUUUCACUCAGUAAAUUUAAGGGAAAGGUUCUGUUGAUUGUUAAUGUUGCUUCCAAAUGUGGUUUGACAACAUCUAACUAUUCAGAACUCUCUCACAUAUAUGAAAAGUACAAAACCCAAGGAUUUGAAAUUCUUGCUUUUCCAUGUAAUCAGUUUGGAGGGCAAGAGCCAGGAUCCAAUGAGCAAAUCAAGCAGUUUGCUUGCACACGAUUUAAAGCUGAAUUUCCAAUUUUUGACAAGGUUGAUGUGAAUGGGCCAAACACAGCCCCGGUUUACCAAUUCCUAAAAUCAAAUGCUGGAGGGUUCUUGGGUGAUCUGAUCAAAUGGAACUUUGAGAAGUUUCUUGUGGACAAGAAUGGAAAAGUUGUAGAACGAUAUCAGCCAACAACUUCUCCUUUUCAAAUAGAGAAGGAUAUUCAGAAGCUCUUGGCUGCAUGAACUGUGUUACGUUGAAGCUCUGUACAUAGAUACCGAGAAACAAAGAUGAAGAGAAGCAGCAUUAGAAUCAACUCUACCAAGUUCGAUUAUAUUUACUGGAGAAGGAAAAGUUUCUGAAAGGAAAACUGCAGGCAUGAACAUUCAUGUAUUCAUAGAGCCUUGUAGUAGAGAGUAGCAAAAUAAUUUGCCAACAAAAAGAUAUGCAGCUGGGCAGCUUUUGUGCUUUCUAUAACAUAUUUUUCCUUGAUUAACUUAUUGGGGUAUGGUCAA
Messenger RNA from Ipomoea triloba (trilobed morning glory), 1022 nucleotides. RefSeq names its product probable phospholipid hydroperoxide glutathione peroxidase. Gene Ontology annotation, molecular function: glutathione peroxidase activity. Gene Ontology annotation, biological process: response to oxidative stress. The record is from RefSeq and is a predicted model, not a curated record. NCBI's taxonomy places the organism in Eukaryota, Viridiplantae, Streptophyta, Magnoliopsida, Solanales, Convolvulaceae. The coding region runs from base 54 to 752 and encodes 232 amino acids. The transcript has 6 exons.